This is a messenger RNA of Daktulosphaira vitifoliae (grape phylloxera), 2938 nucleotides long. It is a transcript of the gene neur, whose product is annotated as protein neuralized. Lineage: Eukaryota; Metazoa; Arthropoda; Insecta; Hemiptera; Phylloxeridae. The coding region runs from base 241 to 2175 and encodes 644 amino acids. Gene Ontology annotation, molecular function: ubiquitin protein ligase activity. The transcript is spliced from 9 exons. The record is from RefSeq and is a predicted model, not a curated record.
AGACAACAGGAAUUCGUUAUUGUAGUGGUAAUAUUAAAAUUCAUAAUUGUACCAUAACGCGAUAUGAGUAAUAGCUUAUUUUUAUCCAGUGAUAUUCGAACUGAGGCACAUUAUUUGGUUAUUGUUUUGACUUUUGUCAUUAGUUAUUAUAUUUUCGAAUAAAUUGACUAUAAAAAACAAGGAAUAAUUAGAAUUAUUAUUGCGUUCUCUUCCUACAGAAUUUGCACUUUGAUAUUGUAAAUGUGUUCAGUGACAAUAAAAUUCCAAGUUGGUAAUGGGACAAUCGGAAAGCAAAUCAGUUUCUCUAAAAUGACCCAUCAGAAUCGACGUGAUGGAGUAUCUGGAUGUCUACGAUUCACUGGACUGGCUAACUCUUUGAUUAGAUUUGCAUAUAAAAAGUGCACUGAAGGGAUCCUCAGACCGGAACAGGAUUUCGAAAAAAGAAAUAGAACAAAAUAUAAACCCUCUGCUUCCUCUCCGAAAUACCAAACAAGGGAAGAAUUUACCGAAGUAGAACAAGAUUAUUCGACAGCUCCGAAAUCGAGUACGGGCACUGUCAAUCCCAACUUGCCGCCACUGAGGUUCCACAACGUACACGGUGACAACGUACGACUAUACAAAAACGGAUUCGUUGCUAAGCGUGUGGAAAGUUUUUGCAAAGGAGUGGCUUUUAGCUGCCGACCUGUAGCUAUCAACGAAAGGGUGUACGUUAAAUUUUUGGAAAUAUCCGAUAAUUGGAGUGGAGUGCUUCGUUUUGGUUUUACCAGCGAAGAUCCUCUCAACAUUAAGAAAGUGCCUAAGUAUGCUUGCCCAGAUUUAACUAGUAAGUCGGGAUUUUGGGCCAAAGCAUUAAGCGAAAGACAUGCAAAUAACGACGCAGUACUCUUUUUUUAUGUGGAUGCUGGUGGCGAUGUCCACUAUGGUCUUAAUGGCGAAUCAAAAGGAGUAUUUAUGCAAGGAAUAGAUACCAGGUCUCCUCUCUGGGUACUUAUGGACAUUUAUGGCAACUCAACCAUUGUCGAAUUCUUGGAUUGUCGACCACAAUUAAAUAAUAAUCGUAGGAGUAUUGAAGAUUCUUCAGAUCUUAAUUCACAAAUGUCUACAAUGACAAUAUCUCCUCCGGCAGUGCGUCGGGUUCCUUUUAGUGAACAUUUAGAACCAGUAGAAUUGGCCCGCAAAGGACGUCAUGUUAUGAUUAGUAUGAAAGAUGGAGUUCCUUGUGUUGGCACUAGACUGUCCACAGCCUUCUUCCAAGGCUACACUUUUACUAAACGCCCUCUUGUCAUAGGUGAAAAAUAUGUCGUACAGAUCACAAAAACUAGUCAAUUGUACGUGGGGAGUUUGUCAUUUGGAGUCACUUGUUGCGAUCCCAACACUAUCGGUAUCGGAGAAUUACCAGACGAUCCCAACCAAUUAGUUGAUAGACGGGAAUACUGGGUAAUGAGUAGAAACGUUGCUGAAGAAACAAAACCUGGUGACAUUUUGGUGUUUUCCAUCAAUCACAAUGGCGAAGUUUUGUGUGCUAAAAACGGUGGUCUGGAAGUGGUUUUAAUGUGUGUCGAUCACUCUCAAACCCUUUGGGGAGUUUUCGAUAUAUAUGGUACUACGACUCAAAUAGUUGUAUCGAAAAUUCCAUUACCUCCAAAUUCUAAUGGUGGUUGUAUGCAAAACAUUAUUACACAAUCUUCAUUGCAGCCAUCUACUUCUUAUGAACCGGUUUCAUCGUCUCCACAACAAAACCACCAAGCUUUGUGUUAUGCAUCUCCUCCACCACCAAUAGUUAGAUCCAAUAUAUUAGAAGUUAACACAGACGCUAACGGUGGAACAGUACUAAUUGUAAACUUGCCUGCAGCUCAAUCCAGUCAAGUUUGUCAUCCUUCUCCAGCUUUGUCACAAGUAUCAUCCAUCCAAUCCACAGUGAGACCUCCAUCAGUGACUAUUCAACAAGUACAGCCUAGACUUUCACCUCCUCCUCAACAAGUACAUAUUCCAGAGCCAUUACCUUCCGGUGAAGGAGAAUGUUCAAUAUGUUUUGAAAGAAAUGUGGAUUGUGCUUUAUACACAUGUGGUCAUCUUUGCAUGUGUUAUGAAUGUGCUAAAAAACAAUGGGUUCGUUUAGGUAGAUGUCCUAUUUGCAGAGCUGUUAUCAAAGAUGUUAUCAAGAUCUACAAGUAAACUAUGAACUCCAUAUCUUCUUCACUUCAUUUUCUUUUAUUUAAUACAUUUUGUUAAACUAUAUUAUUAUUUUUAUUCUUAUCAUUAUUAUUGUAAACGACAAGCUUAAAACGCCAGUCUAUUUUUAAUUUAUUAUAUUCUGUUGUUUAUUGUGCUCUUUUUUUUUAUUAUCUAUAAAGUAUUAACAUUCAAUGAUGUUGUUAUUAAUCAAUAUUUAUAUUAACUGAAUAUUUCUGUAAUGUUAGGAUAAAUUUAUAUUUUGUAAUACUUUUGAUAUACAACUAAUGAACAGCAAAUGACUGAUUUUUUAUUAAAAAUUAUUGUAUAUUAAUGUAAGCAUUAAUGAAGACUGGCGGUGUAGGUAAUUGUAAUUUUUUUUGCUAAUUUAAUAAUUUUUAUUGUUGUUGUUGUUAUUGUUAUAUUAGACAUGAUUAUUAUUAGUAAGGUAUUUAUCAUUUGAAAUAUUAUUACAAAAAAAAUAAUAACCUUUAUUUUCUGUAUAAUAUGAUUGAUGUAAUAAUCGAACUAGACCAUUCUAGUCAAUAGUCAGUUAGGACUGGAUUUUUAUUAUGUUAAUAAUAAUUACGCUUGUAAUAGGUUUUAUCAUUUUUCUAAGUCAUAUUUUAAUGUAAAUUUAGUCAAUUUAAAUCAUAUAAAUGAGAUAUCAUUCUGAAAGUGAUAUGACAAUAAAAUGUAAUGUAAGUUUUAUAAAUACAUUUUAAUUUGGAAAAUCUAUGUCACAAAUGAAUUUUGUGCAAUUGUA